AUUUUCUAGCAGUAUAUUUCAAACAAUCGCGUCUUAAACGUGUUUAGUUGAAAUUUCAUUCAAAAUUUACUAAAUAUGGCUGCUGUAAGUUCUAUAUCAAAUGUCGAAAACUUAUCACCGCAAAUUAUUAGACGUGUAGCUAAAGAAAUGACUGAAUUAGCUUCACAACCACCCGAAGGUAUUCGUGUUGUUUUAAACGAAGAAGAUGUUACAGACAUUCAAGCAAUCAUAGAAGGACCCUCGGGAACACCAUAUGCUGGUGGUUUCUUUAGAGUAAAAUUAGCUCUUGGCAAAGAUUUUCCUCAAGGACCACCAAAGGCAUUUUUCCUCACAAAAAUAUUUCAUCCAAAUGUUGCGAAAAAUGGUGAAAUAUGUGUCAAUACUUUAAAAAAGGAUUGGAAAUCAGAUCUCGGAAUUAAACACAUAUUACUAACUGUAAAAUGCCUCUUAAUAGUGCCAAAUGCAGAAUCUGCUUUAAAUGAAGAGGCUGGUAAAUUACUUUUAGAAAGGUACGAUGAUUAUUCAGAAAGAGCAAAAAUGAUGACAGAAAUACAUGCGCAGGGGGGUGGAAAAGGCAAUAAAGCAACUUUAGAAAGUUGUACUUCCUCUGAAGUUGGGGGACCUCUCCCAAAAAAGCAUGCAGGAGAUAAAAAACUAACAGCAGAAAAGAAAAAAAUGUUAAAAGACAAGAAGAGAACACUCAAAAGAUUAUAAAAAAAAUUCAUAUAAUUUAUCUAUCUUUUAUAAUUUAAAAUACUGGUGUGGUAAUGUUGCCUCAUAUUGUACACAAUUAUUGCAUAGUAAAAAUUUAUUAUCUAAA
This is a messenger RNA of Osmia bicornis bicornis, 820 nucleotides long. Its product is annotated as ubiquitin-conjugating enzyme E2 S. The transcript is spliced from 5 exons. Bases 76 to 714 code for a protein of 212 amino acids. The record is from RefSeq and is a predicted model, not a curated record. NCBI's taxonomy places the organism in Eukaryota, Metazoa, Arthropoda, Insecta, Hymenoptera, Megachilidae.